AUUAUAUUCAAUUAAUUUAUUUUUUUCAUAAAUUAUUAUUGGUUUGAUGUGUCAGUGUCGUGUGAGUGUUAUGUAGACUACGAGUUAGAUUUGGACAGUCGAACUGAUUAACACUAAAGUCAAAAACUUGUGGCAGGAAAUAGUUUCAAGACUUUUUGGUCCUUUGAUAGAAAUUCCAUCUGAAAUAGAAAAGAUAUUUUCAGAUCCAAUAUCGAUUUUUAAUCCAAACAUGUCACUCAUACUGAUCCAUAUUCGGAGAUGGAUGAUGAAUACAAAAGGAUGGAAAUUUGUCGGGUUUGCUUCAGCUGUUGUUGGACUUGUUUGUUAUGCUCUAAGCUCUUCCUUCAACCAUCUUUUUGGAAAUUGGAAUUUGUUGAAAAUUAUUCUUUACACUGUUUUCAGUUUCAUUAUUUGUCUAUUGAUUUUGUUUGCAAGUACAUGGCAACACUCGACAAGUCUUCGAUUCAAAGCUCAUUCAGCAUUUUUGGUAUUGACUAUCACUUCUGUCUAUUCCUUUUUCUCUGAUAAAAUUAUGAAUGGAAAACCAGAUGCAUAUAGUCUGAUUUCAUGUGCUGCCUUCGCUUUCAUGUCACUCAGUUUAUCGAGGCAAAUUCGGUGUGGAUUUGAAGUGGAUCUGAUGUACUUUUAUCUAGGAUGUUUAAUUGUACAACUCAUGAAGAUUAAUUUUUUGUUAGCUAUUGUUGGAGUUUGUUAUAGCUAUUGUCUUAUUAUUCUUCGUUCUUCUUUCUCUUUGGUAAAUGUUCAACAUGAAACUCCGUGUCUUAGUCUUGAAGAACAACAAGUAGUCGUUCAAGUUGAUUCAGAACACUUUCAUACAAGUUUGGAACUAUUGUUGCAACAGUUCCUGACUUGUAUGAAAGAGCUUAUGCAGAACAACUCUAUUAUUGCCAAGAUGCUUUUGGAGAAGGUGAAAGGUAACUAUAAGUUGGUGGUUACUGAUCAUAACUUCAUACUUGAUGCAAUUCCGGACGAAACAAUCAAUAAUCUUCGUGAAACGGUUAAACUGAUGGUGGAUGCUGGGUUUGAGAAAGAGUGCUCUGACUUGUACAUUAGUUUGCGUAAAGAAUGGUUGAAAGAUUUAUUAAUAAAUAAAUUAUUAGGAUUGAGAAAGAUGGGAUUUCAGGAUUACAUGAUUGGAAGAUGGAUUAAAGCUUCCAAGGUUGCUCUUAGAAUAUUAUUUCCCUGUGAACGUCGCCUCUAUGAUCGUGUCUUCUCGGAAUCCUUUAUGUCAUCUGAUCUUCGUUUUUUUGAGAUUUGUCGUAGAGCAACGAUACAACUGUUGGACUUUGCUGAUUCGUUUAUGAAUCAAAGUCCUUCUGCAUGGCGUUUGUUUAAAAUCGUUGACUUGUUUGAGACACUUUGUGAUCUCAUUCCCGAAUUUGAAGCGUUGUUUAUUGAUUCCUUAGUGAAUGAAGCAAUAAAAACUAAGAAUAGAUUGGGUGAAGUAAGUAGAGAUAUUUUCAUGGAAUUUGGGAAUCUGAUCUUUCUUACGCCGGAUGCAGAGUUAGAUUGUUGGGUUGACGGUGGGGUUCAUCCAAUGAACUGCGAGGCUACAGGCUACAUCGUUUUGGCUUUCUGGUCAAGACAGAAACUGGAGCAAAUUUUACGAGACUACCCGUUGGUUGUUGCUAAUGGAGAGGGAACAUCUUUAUUCGAUUCGCAGAUAGAGCUCAUAAUGGAGAUGUUUGAGAGAAAUUUGGAAGCUAAGUCACAAACUUAUGAGGACUCCGCUUUGCGGUAUUUUUUCAUGCUGAAUAAUAUAAGUAUGAUUAAGUACAAAUUGGAAAACUUUUGGGAUGAUAGGUUCUUUAAAAACACAAGGCGAUACUUGGAACUCUAUUGUAAAAGCUCAUGGAGUAAUGUUGUAGAUAUUUUGAAAAUCGAUAUAAAUCAGUCAGCAGCGUCAAAUUCUGACGCAAAUUCAAUGAAAGACAAGCUCAAUCUGUUCAAUCAAAAGUUUAAGGAGAUGUGUGGAAUUCAGUCUACAUGGCGUGUUUUUGAUGAACAGCUUAAGAAACAAAUAAUAAUUUAUGUGGAAAAAAUGUUGUUGCCGGAUUAUGAAAACUUCAUUGCGAGGUUUGAGAACGUUCUUGGUAAAAAUGCUGACGAGUAUAGAAUGUCUGACAUUCAAGCUCAACUCAAUCAUUUGUUUCUGUUACAGGAUAUUGAUGUUGAUUCUGUUAGCUUAAUAAACUGUACUAAUAGAGUUAUUGUAUCUUCAUAAA
Molecule: messenger RNA, 2246 nt
Organism: Trifolium pratense (red clover)
Lineage: Eukaryota; Viridiplantae; Streptophyta; Magnoliopsida; Fabales; Fabaceae
Product: exocyst complex component EXO70B1-like
Exons: 2
Coding region: 230-2245 (671 amino acids)
Biological process (GO): exocytosis
Cellular component (GO): exocyst
Molecular function (GO): phosphatidylinositol-4,5-bisphosphate binding
Source: RefSeq, a predicted model, not a curated record